UGCGCUCGUCGCUCACUGCUCAGUCUUCUGUCCAGACAGUUCAGUGUCGUGUCUGCGAUGUGUGCGGAUGGGUUGUCGUCGUCCGUUGCUGAUCGCACGGGUUGUGCAUCGACUGUUAUCGUUUUAUUACGCGCGGCAUAGAUCGUCAAUACUAAAACUUUAAAUCGACAUCGGCGACCGUCUCUGACCGUUACAUUAUAACCGUGCAUAACCAUUGCAGUACGCGUGACAUUUAAUUUUCCUACGUCGAGGGCCAUCUUCCAACUGGCUGGUAUAGGUAGCUACUUUAGAAAUCAGGAAAAAAGAAUUAAUGUUUGGAAGUUUGGAAGACAAGAAUUUGUAGUAUUAUAAGGUCUUUACUACAUAUUGUUUGAUUUAUUGUCUGAUUAUAUAAAAUGAUUGACUGGUAUGUGAAAUUAUUAGUAAACCAUCCACGUAAAGUAAUAUCAACUGUGGUGUUAUUAUGCAGUAGUACUAUUCUUAUACCUUAUUUUAUUGGACGCUUACCAGAGUUUUCACAUCCUGAACUAGGUUUUGAAACACGUGGUACUGAAAUAGGUAAUCGUCAAGUUACUUGGGACAAUUUAAUUAAAGCAUUAGAAAAAGGCACAGAGUUGGUAGAUGAUAUUUCAAGAAUACCAACUCAUAUAUUACCAAAACAUUAUAAAGAUAUAGACUUCAGAAAAAAUGAUGUUGUAGUUAAUUUUAAGAAUUUGAAUUCUGAUGUGGAUUCUACAAGUGCGGAUAUAAAAAAAUUCCUACCUCAAACGUCACCAUUAGAUGAUGAAGUAUUUGAAGAAACUGAAAUGAUGACGCAACGAAAUGAUAAGAAAAGACGAAAGAGUAGAUUAGAUUUUUUUUGUUCAAGACCAACGUAUGAUCAUGCUAGAGUGGUGUUCACAUCUAGUGAUGGUGGACAUAUUUUUACAUAUAAAUCUAUCAAGGAUAUGUGUCUUAUACAGGAGCGUUUAGAAAAUUUGGUAGCAUAUAAAGAUGUCUGUGAUGUACAAGACAAUGGGUGUUGUCCUCCGUGGUCUUUGGUUAACUACAUUACAUUGUUAAGAAAACAUAAGUCUUGUUCAGAAAUUACACCAAGAGAUAUUAAUGCAACAAUGACAAUACUUGAAGGUUGUGCUCACUUUUAUCAUGACAAUAAGUUGUUUGAAUGGCAAACAGAUCAUCCAACAAUACCACGACAAUGUGUUCAAUUUAGUGGUGUUUAUAAUUUAAUGCAUUAUCACUUAGAUGUAAAUUUUAUGCCACCACAUGCUCCAACUAAUGUUUUGACAAGUUCAAUGAUGUUUUUACCAUUUGGAAAAGGAUCAGUUGUUCAUGUUUAUGAAGCAAUGAAAGACGCUAAUUUAUCAACACCAUUAGUUAGCAUUUCAGCAAUUGAUUUUGGUAUUAAAGAAAAGCUAUUUGACCUUGAGCUUGUCAGGGAUAUAUAUCUAAUUUUCCUGAGUACCUUUUUCAUUAUGUUAUGUGUAUUAUUUUAUACUUGGUCAAUAAUAAUUACGAUUGUGACUUUCUUGAAUAUACUAUUUUCCUUAUCCGUUUCCUAUUUUAUUUAUACAUUUGUGUUUCAAAUACAUUUUUUUCCAUUCAUGAAUGUUCUUGCCAUAAUUGUGUUAAUUGGAGUCAGUGCAGAUUCAUCGUUCAUUAUGUGUGACGUUUGGAAAGUAAUCAAGAUCAAUGACCAGGCUGGUUCUUUGGUUGAUGUAAUUUCUAAGACAUUAAAACAUUCAUUACUUUCUAUAUCAUUAUCCACAACAACGACAUUUUGUGCUUUUGCAUCAUCAUUUCUCAGUGCUAUUAAUGGAAUUAGUUGUUUUAGUAUUUUUUCAGCUAUGGCAGUUUUUGUGAAUUUGUUAAUCACUGUAAGUUUAUUGCCAUCCUGUAUCGUACUUUUAAGCUCAAAGCACAGGCAUAAUAUUGUGUUGUUUGAAGUCGGAUCAGUUAAUAAAUUACUUUCAAUGGAGCAAAUGUUACGUGGAAUUCAAACUUCUUUUAAUGCAUGGUUAUUAAAAAUUGUGUUUCGCUUUCGAUGGGUGUGGAUAAUAUUUUUUUUUAUCCUGGGUAUUUUAAGUAUAACUAUAAUAUGGAUAUGGCCAGGUAUGAAAUUACCAGAAUCUGUAGAGUUUCAGUUGUUUCGAGAGUCUCAUCCAUUCGAACAAUAUGAUUUGGUAUAUAAAAACCAAUUCUGGUUUGAAAGAAUUUUAAGGAUUGAUAAUAAUCCAGAAAAUCGUGUUCCUCUACGCUUUGUCUGGGGUUUGUUUCCCAAUGAUACAGGUAAUCAUUUGGAUCCAGAAGAUCACGGAAAUUUAGUAUAUGAUCCAAACUUUGAUAUAGCGCAUCCAAAGUCGCAAAGUUGGCUAUUGCAGUUUUGUGCAAAUUUACGCUUACAGCCCUUCUAUCGAGCUGUUGGUGGACCACAAUUGACAAAUUGUUUUAUGGAAACUUUUGUGAAUUGGAUGGGCCAUGCUUGUGUAAAUAAUCUCGAAAAAGAUCGAUGGCCAUGUUGUAAUUCUUUUGAGUUUCCAUACCCGAGAAAUAUAUUUCAUUUCUGUAUUAUGAAAGCCAUGUACAUUGUGUAUAAUACACCAGUUUCCAUAUUUGUUCCUUCUGCAGCUGGACCUAAGUUUUCAAAUCCAUUAUUUCAUCCAGAAAACCAAACACUCAUGCCAAUCAUAAAAGCUGUUGUUGUAGAACUAGAAAGUAAUUUUAUUUUUACUACAUCUUAUACUGAUAUGGAACUCUUUUACAAACAAGUUGAGUCAUGGUCAUCUAAAAUGAUGGAAACUGCUCCGCCGGGCCUCAGAAAUGGUUGGUUUUACAGUCAUCUUGGUUUCUAUGAUCUUCAAAAGACAUUAAUUGAAGACACUAUAAUGUCAGCUUUUAUUGCACUUUUUCUUGCUUUUACCAUAAUGUUCUUUGUAACUACAAGUAUUUCACUAACUAUAAUUACAGUGCUCUCUAUAUUUUUUAUCAUAUGCACUACAAUUGCUGUGUUGGUUUUGAUGGGCUGGCAUCUUAAUGUCUUAGAAUCAAUUGCUACUUCUGUAGCUAUUGGUUUAUCUGUAGAUUUUAGUUUGCAUUAUACUAUUGAGUAUCAGUUGGCUUGUGAAGACUCACCUAGAGCAACAGCUAUUUCAAAAGCAUUGUCUUUAAUGGCUUGUCCAUCAUUAAUGGGUGCAAUCACAACUGGCGCUAGUGGAGCAUUCAUGUUGCCUUCAGAUGUUUUACCGUAUACUCAACUAGGCAUAUUUUUGAUCAUAAUAAUGUUUAUUAGUUGGUUCUACUCAACUUUUUUUCUAGUAUCACUUUUAUCAGUAUUUGGUUCAGAUUAUGAUCAUGGUCCAUAUCCAUAUCGUUGUUGUAAGAAAUUACGAAACAUCAAUGUGAACGAAAGACAUAAAAAUCGUGUAAGACACGCUUCUCCAUUUUCUAAUGUUGCAUCAGAAUCAACUGUAUCAUGUAUAAGCACUGCUAUUGUUAAUCAAUCUACAGCUCAAGAAUUAGAAAAUUUAACUGUUCUCCCAGUAAAAUGUCAACCUUCUAAUACAAAAUCUGUUACUUCGUGCUUAUAUUUGAAUGUUGAUGAUAAUGAUGUGAUAAAAAAAAAUGAAACUAAUGCCAUACAUAUUUAACAUUUUCCAUUAGUUAAGUAUUUUUAUUUGAACAUAGAAAAUACCUACCAAAUUUUAUUAUUUAUUGGGUAUUUAAUAUUAAUAAACUUUUAUAAACUUAUUAUGUUCAUGAAAUGAUUUAGUAAAUACUUACUGUAGUGUUCCGACUAGAGUGAGCAAACAUAGGAAUUGAUUAUUUGUCAUACUUAAAUUAGCAAGGUUAUACCUAUUAGAUGUACACUUACCAGUAUUUCCUCGAUUUUGAAGAACCUUUGUGGUGAUUUACCUAGCCUUGCAGGCUUGGAGGCCACUAUAGGCCUUUAGUUUGGUGACCGGAGCCAUUAGGCGCUAAGAACUAUUAUUGUGAUACUUAAAUUUUAUACUGUAAUAGCAAUUCGAGGGAUACGUUUAUGUGCUCACUAAUACAUAUAUACUAAUACCUGUUGCACAUAAUAUUAAAACAUGUUUUUUUUUCUGCGGAGUUUCAUAACAUACCUAUUGUUUUAAAUGAAAAAUAAAUUAAUAAUUAUAACUAUA
Molecule: messenger RNA, 4163 nt
Organism: Rhopalosiphum maidis (corn leaf aphid)
Lineage: Eukaryota; Metazoa; Arthropoda; Insecta; Hemiptera; Aphididae
Gene: disp
Product: protein dispatched
Exons: 12
Coding region: 396-3647 (1083 amino acids)
Cellular component (GO): membrane
Source: RefSeq, a predicted model, not a curated record